GAGACGCUCCCUGCCAUUCAAAGUCCCCGCCAUUGCUCAGCAGUCGUUGUCGGAUCUCGUUCCAUGGACUCCUGAGGCCCUCACCAUCGCAAUCUGGUUGGAGUUGCUUGCAUCUACAUCGACGCUCGUCUCCCAAACCUCAGUCACCAUGACUGUCGCACGGCCGGUCCGGGCACUAAUAUUCUCGGCCGUGGUGCUCUGGUGCUUCUUUCUAUACCAGAUCUUUUCGCCGUCGUGGUCCCUCCGCGGGCCCGCCGAUCGUUACGUCAACUUCGAGCGGGAUCCCAAUCUAGACCCGACCGGAGAACCAGAAGGAACAUUGGUCCGCACGAACGAGAACUACGCCCCCGAUGCCGAGAAGUCCGACCGGAUCGAUGCCACCCUACUAGCGCUCGUGAGGAACGAGGAGGUGGAUGCCAUGGUCAUGUCGAUGCGAGACCUCGAGAGGACUUGGAACAACAAGUUCAACUAUCCGUGGACCUUCUUCAACGACGUACCCUUCACCGAGGAGUUCAUCAAGAAGACAAGCGCCGCGACCAAGGCCAAAUGCAACUAUGAACUGAUCCCCGACGAGCAUUGGGAUACGCCCUCAUGGAUCGACCACCAGCUCUACGAGGAGUCAACCAAGAUCCUGGAGAAGAACGGUGUGCAAUACGCCAAGAUGAUCUCGUACCACAAGAUGUGCCGUUGGAACAGCGGCCUCUUCUACAAGCACCCGGCCCUCAAAGACACCCGCUACUACUGGCGCGUAGAACCCAACGUCCACUUCUUCUGCGAUGUCGACUACGACGUCUUCCGCUACAUGCACGACAACAACAAGACGUACGGCUUCACCAUCAACCUGUACGACGACCCGAAGACGCUGCCCUCGCUGUGGCCCGAGACGGUCAAGUUCCUCGCCGAUCACCCAGACUACCUCCACGACGACAACGCCAUCAAGUGGGUGACGGACGACACCCGACGACCCCCUCACAACAAGGCCGCCCACGGUUUCUCUACGUGCCACUUCUGGAGCAACUUUGAGGUUGCCGACAUGGAGUUUUGGCGCAGCAAGACGUACGAAGACUACUUUAAUCACCUCGACCGCGCGGGCGGCUUCUUCUACGAGCGAUGGGGAGAUGCACCCGUUCACAGCAUUGCCUUGGGUCUGUUUGAAGACCGAAGCAAGAUCCACUGGUUCCGUGAUAUCGGCUACCAACACAUUCCUUUCUUCAACUGCCCCAACUCGCCCAAAUGCAGAGGCUGCGUCACCGGCCGUCUCACUGACGGCGAAGCCUUCCUUCACCGAGAAGACUGCCGUCCGAACUGGUUCGAGUUCGCUGGCAUGGGCUAAAUACCCAAUUGGUAUACUCAGCGUGACGAGUCGUUUUACUCGAAUGCCACAUUUCAAUCAGCUUCU
Molecule: messenger RNA, 1399 nt
Organism: Ilyonectria robusta
Lineage: Eukaryota; Fungi; Ascomycota; Sordariomycetes; Hypocreales; Nectriaceae
Product: family 15 glycosyltransferase
Exons: 4
Coding region: 149-1333 (394 amino acids)
Biological process (GO): cell wall mannoprotein biosynthetic process; protein O-linked glycosylation; protein N-linked glycosylation
Cellular component (GO): membrane; Golgi apparatus
Molecular function (GO): alpha-1,2-mannosyltransferase activity
Source: RefSeq, a predicted model, not a curated record